AUGGCGUCGACGAGAUAUGUGAUGUUGUUUCCUCUGAUACUAGCACUGCUUGUUUUCUUCGCAAACGCGAUUCCUCAAGACGCGAUCAACGAUCUCUGCAGCCAAACGCAGGACAAGAACUUCUGCCGUAACACCAUAGGUGCCGACCCGCGAACGAAGGCAGCGGCCGACUUAAACGGCGUUCUGUUAGUCGCUACAUCGCAAACGAUAAAUCAAGUGAUCGAUGGAUCGAGCCAUAUUGACGCGAUCAAAGGCGGUAUAUCGGACGAGUUAGGGCAAAACCGACUCGGCGUUUGCGACUCGGACUACGAGAAUGCGCUUACAAAGUUCCAAGAAGCAUGGAGCAAAGCUAAUGAAGGUGCGUUCAUGGAGGUGAUCACCUUCGUACAGGACGGCACAAACGCAGUCAUCGACUGCAUCAAUGUCUACCGGAGGCAUGGUCCGAUCGAGGGCAAUCCACUCGAUUACUUUAACCAAAAUGUUUUUAAAUUAUCUGAAAUUAUUCUCAUCGUUAACAAUAAACUCAUAGGGUAG
Molecule: messenger RNA, 534 nt
Organism: Tarenaya hassleriana
Lineage: Eukaryota; Viridiplantae; Streptophyta; Magnoliopsida; Brassicales; Cleomaceae
Exons: 1
Coding region: 1-534 (177 amino acids)
Biological process (GO): negative regulation of catalytic activity
Molecular function (GO): pectinesterase inhibitor activity
Source: RefSeq, a predicted model, not a curated record